Marmota flaviventris (yellow-bellied marmot) is the source of this 1719-nucleotide messenger RNA. RefSeq names its product prolactin receptor (gene Prlr). Gene Ontology annotation, molecular function: prolactin receptor activity; L-alanine:glyoxylate transaminase activity; peptide hormone binding. Gene Ontology annotation, cellular component: mitochondrion; external side of plasma membrane; signaling receptor complex. NCBI's taxonomy places the organism in Eukaryota, Metazoa, Chordata, Mammalia, Rodentia, Sciuridae. The record is from RefSeq and is a predicted model, not a curated record. Gene Ontology annotation, biological process: cytokine-mediated signaling pathway; positive regulation of cell population proliferation; glyoxylate catabolic process.
AUGACUUCAGCCUGGAGACAUUUGCGGAGAGCCUUGUGCCUGGAGACCUCCUCUCCCAGGACCUCCAAGUUGUGUCCCUCGCUGAGCCCAGAUGCUUCCUGGAUAUCUGGAACCAAGCUUGGUCUUCAUUCAAAACCCAAAAUGCCACCAUGCGACUUCCUGCCUGAAAAAUACCAGUCUCUUGCCUACAACCAUAUCCUGGAGAUCCACAAGAAGCAUCUUUCUCCUGUGGCAACAGCAUUUUUCCAGAAGCCCUUGCUCCUGCACCAGGGACACAUGGAAUGGCUAUUUGAUUCUGAAGGCAACAGAUACCUGGAUUUCUUUUCUGGGAUUGUCACUGUCAGUGUUGGUCACUGCCACCCGAAGGUGAAUGCUGCUGCACAAAAGCAGCUCGGCCGCCUGUGGCACACGAGUUCUGUCUUCUUUCACCCUCCAAUGCACACAUACGCAGAGAAGCUUUCUGCACUUCUUCCUGAGCCUCUUAAGGUCAUUUUCUUGGUGAACAGUGGCUCAGAGGCCAAUGACUUGGCCAUGCUGAUGGCGAGGGCACACUCCAACAACACAGACAUCAUUUCUUUCAGAGGAGCCUACCAUGGAUGCAGUCCUUACACCCUUGGUAUGACAAACGUAGUGGCUUACAAGACAGGACUCUCCAGUGGGAUGGGUUGUCGAUCGACAAUGUGCCCAGAUGUUUUCCGUGGUCCUUGGGGAGGAAGCCACUGUCGAGAUUCUCCAGCACAAACAAUUAGGAAAUGCAGCUGUGUACCAGACUUCUGCCAAGCUAAAGAGCAAUAUAUUGAACAGUUCAAAGAUACUCUGAACACUUCUGUGGCCAAGUCAAUUGCUGGAUUUUUUGCAGAGCCAAUUCAGGGUGUGAAUGGCAUUGUCCAGUACCCAAAGGGGUUUCUCAAGGAAGCCUUCAAGCUGGUGCGAGAAAGGGGAGGUGUGUGCAUUGCCGAUGAAGUUCAGACAGGAUUUGGAAGGUUGGGCUCUCACUUCUGGGGCUUCCAAACCCAUGAUGUGAUGCCUGACAUUGUCACCAUGGCAAAAGGGAUUGGGAAUGGCUUUCCCAUGGCAGCAGUUGUGACUACUCCAGAAAUUGCCAGAUCUUUGGCUAAACGCCUGCUUCACUUCAAUACCUUUGGAGGGAACCCCUUGGCCUGUACCAUUGGAUCUGCUGUGCUUGAGGUGAUUGAAGAAGAAAGACUACAAGAAAACUGUCAAGAAGUUGGUACCUACAUGUUACUGAAGCUUGCUAAGCUGCGGGAUGAGUUUGACAUUGUUGGAGAUGUCCGAGGCAAGGGCCUCAUGAUAGGGAUAGAAAUGGUGCAGGACAAGAUGAGCCGCCAGCCCCUUCCUCCUCAAGAAGUAAGUCAAAUCCAUGAGGACUGCAAAAACAUGGGUCUCAUAGUGGGAAGAGGCGGCAUUUUUUCUCAGACCUUCCGCAUCGCACCCCCAAUGUGCAUCACUAAGCCAGAAGUUGACUUUGCAGUGGAAGUAUUUCGUUCUGCCUUAAUCCAACACAUGGAGAGAAGAGCAAAGUAGAAGUUUUAGAAAUAAAAAAACUCAAGCCUUAGGAACUUCCCACUUCUAUGCAAGAGUGAAUCUGAGGAAUUUUCAAAACCACUGGCAUUGGGAGUAAACCUGCAGCUCUCUCGGUAGUUGUAAAAGACAACUGCCUCCUGACCAUAUUUAUUAACAGAGCUCCUAUUAUUGAGA